Molecule: messenger RNA, 5396 nt
Organism: Poecilia reticulata (guppy)
Lineage: Eukaryota; Metazoa; Chordata; Actinopteri; Cyprinodontiformes; Poeciliidae
Gene: eps15
Product: epidermal growth factor receptor pathway substrate 15
Biological process (GO): endocytosis; endosomal transport
Cellular component (GO): plasma membrane; cytoplasm; clathrin coat of coated pit
Molecular function (GO): cadherin binding; calcium ion binding
Source: RefSeq, a predicted model, not a curated record
GCCCCCUAUUGGUUUCUGGAGGUAGCGCAGCAUGAAAGCAGUGGGAAACAGAAACACUAUGGCUGCCACUCUGUCUCUUACUCAGCUUUCCAGUGGAAAUCCCAUCUAUGACAAAUAUUAUCGACAGGUGGAUCCCACUGGGAGCGGGCGGGUGGCGGCAGCAGAUGCGGCUCUUUUCCUGAAGCAGUCGGGCUUGGCUGACAUGGUUCUGGGGAAGAUUUGGGAUUUGGCAGACAUUGAAAGAAAGGGUUUCCUUAACAAACAGCAAUUCUUCAUAGCGCUGCGGCUGGUUGCUUGUGCUCAGAAUGGCCUGGAGGUGGCGCUUAAGAGUCUUAAUGUGGCUGUUCCUCCACCCAAAUUUCAUGAUACAAGCAGCCCGCAGUUGGCAAGAGGAGUGGCUGCUGAUGCACCCUGGGUUGUUAAGCCAGAGGAGAAGAUGAAGUUUGACGCCAUUUUUGAGAGUUUGGGUCCAGUUGGAGGGAUGCUGUCAGGAGACAAGGUUAAACCGGUUCUGCUCAACUCCAAGCUGCCUGUGGACAUCCUGGGCAGGGUGUGGGAGCUCAGUGACCUCGAUAGAGAUGGCAUGUUGGAUAGAGAUGAAUUUUCUGUGGCCAUGUUUCUGGUUUAUAGAGCUCUAGAAGGCGAGUCCGUUCCCAUGUCCCUACCGCCUCCUUUAGUUCCACCCUCUAAGAGGAAAAAACCCGCGGCGGCACCCGUGAUGCCCCUGUUACCCUCACCUCCCUCUGUGAAAGACAGUCGCUCCUCCCAUACCGGCUCGAAGACCCUUCCCCACCCUCCCAAACCCGCGCCAGCUCCUGCCCCAACACCAGCAGCCGCCCCUUGGGUUGUAUCGGCGGCAGAGAAAGCCAAGUACGAUGAACUGUUCAGCAAGACGGAUGGCGACAUGGACGGCUUGGUAUCUGGAGCAGAAGUCAGAGAUAUUUUUCUCAAAACUGGGCUGCCGUCUGCCACGCUCGCACGAAUCUGGGAGCUUUGUGACAUUGGAGACAUGGGAAAGCUGACUCGUGAACAGUUUGCCUUGGCGCUUUAUCUGAUCAACCUGAAGCUGACUAAAGGCCUGGACCCUCCACAGACUCUCUCUCCGGAAAUGAUUCCUCCGUCUGACAGACAAAACAGCAAGCAGAACAUUGCGAACCUGGCAGCUGACUUCUCUGCCAUUAAGGAGCUCGACACCCUCAGCAACGAGAUUGUUGAAUUACAAAGUAAAAAGUGCAAAGUGUCAGGAGACAUUAGACCAGAGGCCAGCAGCGGGACAGUGAGGCAGGGAUUUCUCAGAGAGAAGGUCACUGUGGAAGAGGAAAUCAAAGAGAAGGAGGAGGCUAUCCGACAGCGAACAGAUGAAGUACAGGACCUUCAAGAUGAAGUGGCGAAGGAGACCGAGGAGCUUCAGCGGCUGCAGUCUCAGCGUCAGAAGGUCCAGGAGGCUUUAGAUGAGCUCGACCAACAGAAGAACACCUUGGAGGAGCAGCUCAGCCUCAUUCGCCAGCAGACCAGCCAAGAGACACAACUUAUCUCGUCGCUGCAGUCUGAGCACGAGGAGCAGGAACAGAAGAUCUGUCAGUACGAGGAGGAUCUGGUUCAGGCACGAGAGGAGCUUCUGGCCCUGCAGGAAGAGAGCCGGAAGCUGCAGGAGAUAGUCCAAGCUGCUCAGGAGCAACUCACCCCUCUGCAGGAAUCUGUGCGGGACUCCUUCACUCAAGUUUGUCAGGUUCAGCAGAAAGUACAAGACCUUCGCGUGGAAGAGAGGUCAGUGACGGCACAGCUCAGCUGGAAGAGAGCGCUGGAGGACAGCUCUCCGGUCAUGGUCAAUGGAUCGGCCGGCUCCACGGCAGAGCUUGACCUCUUCAGUGACGACCUGCCCAAGGAGCUGAAGGAGGAUGAGCCAGCUGCUGUCAGCAAUCAGCAGAAAGAACAUUCAGACGAAAAGGAGAGGGAAGGAGUCUAUGAGAAGGAGGGACAGAGUGCAAAGUCUGCAGAGGAGGAGAAGAGUAAACCUGAUGCCCUGGAUGACCUCUUCUCCAGUCUGGCCAACACUGAUAUGUACAGCAGUCUGUCGUCCAUCUCUAAGGCUCGAGAUAAUCCAGUUGGGCAGGAAAACAACGUCGUGGCACCUGAUGUCUCAUCUGACGUCUCCGAUGUUGAAGAAGAAUCCCUAAAAGAGACUCCACUGAAGGUCGACUCUCCAGAGCCAGAGAGCCAACAGGAGCAAAUGGAGUCUACAGAAUCGACGCCCUCCCCGUUGCCUCCGCAGGCCGCUGCUCGCUCCCUGCCGCCACAGACGAGCCCCCCCUCCCUGCCAGAGAUGGACUUCUUCCAUGCAGACCCUUUCACCGACCAUGAUCCAUUCAAAGAAGAUCCGUUUGGAAAAGCAGAUGUUGCAGAUCCUUUUGGAGGAGAUCCAUUUAAAGGCUCAGACCCUUUUGCUGCAGACUCUUUUUUCACCCAGCCAUCCAGCAACACUUUCCCCUCAAAGGACCCAUUUUCAGCCUCAGGUGACCCUUUUGGCACUACUCCUGGAAUACCAGAACCGGACCUCUUUGCAGCUAAGGAUGAGAAUGCAGCACCACCACAAUCAUCAGCAACACCAACCCCAGACCCCUUUGUCUCCAAGACCACCAAUCCAGCAUCUAGUGAUCCCUUUAGCUCCACAGGGGACAACUUGGAGUCAGACCCAUUUGGAAGCAAACUGAACAACGCUGGAGAGUCGGAUCCAUUUAGUUCACAAGACGGAGGCUCAGAUCCAUUCAGCUCUUCUUCCACCAGCUCCGAUCUGGCAGUGAAGGACUCUGCGCCAUCCAAUGAUCCCUUUGCUCCAGGAGGCACCACAGUGAGCACCACCUCAGAUCCAGAUCCGUUCGCUGCUGUGUUUGGCAACGAGUCGUUUGGAGGAGGAUUUGCAGAUUUCAGCGCUUUGACAAAGUCAAACGGUCCUGACCAAUUUGGCAUUAACAACAAGAACCUGUUCCAGGAGGACAGCCAGCCUGCCAACUCUGACGUGCCCCCCGCCCUGCCGCCUAAAACGGGUACGCCAACUAGACCGCCUCCCCCACCUCCAGGUAAGAGAGCGUCCGUCUCUAGGACAGAGUCCUCUGACUCCUUCCAGCGGCGAGGACACUUCCUGCAGACCUCUGGAGACUUCUCCUCCUCUUCCUCCUCCUCCUCCCUGCCUGCCAAGGACCCUUUAGCCGACCCCUUCGCCCCCUCCUCCCCUCCUCGCCACAACGUGCGGGAAGCUGAUCGAUUUGCCAGCUUUGACAAAUAUCCAACCGAGGAAGACAUGAUAGAGUGGGCAAAGCGCGAGAGCGAGCGAGAGGAAAAGGAACGGCUAGCAAGGCUCACCCAGCAGGAGCAAGAGGACCUGGAGCUCGCCAUCGCUCUAAGCAAGUCUGAACUCUCCUGAGGAGGCGGCUCCCCUCAGCUGGGCUGGCGCCGCACAGCCUGACCCGGCCCAAAAAGCACCAAAGCAAGCGACACCAGGGGGGACGUGCACAGAUCUGAUGCAGCAGCUCCUGCAGAGACUUCAAAACUGUUCCCAGAAACAUUCAGCGCCCCUCUGGCCCCCUUCGACCUGCUCACUGUUCUCACGCCGCAGUAAAAACGCUUCUCCAUUCUGCUGGUCUGCACGGGUUUGACGGAAGGAGAAGACGCAAGAGUUAAGAGACACGGAGGAGGGAAAUGAACCAAGAUGGCUACAAGCUCCCCUUUAAGCCUGCAGAAUCUAACUUAUUUUAACAUGCACUCAGAACUAGCCUGAGAUGGUCCGUUUUCCGCCACUAACAACACUACUCCACGUUUUUUUUCCCUUUUCUAAGGGAUUUAACAUUCGUGUACUGUAGUACCCAGAAAUCCCCGACCUUUCUCUGUGCUCUUCAAUCAUCCUGCCAGAAAACCACAUUUGGCUGUGAAAAUUUGAGGUUUUGUGUAACAAAAUGUAGCGUCUGUACGUCUAUUUUAAGUAGCUCUUUUAAACUGAGCGAUCAUGUAUUGUCCUGGAGAUCUGAUCAAUUUUUUUUGUUUGUUUUUUUUUUUUUUUUUCCCUGUAAAUGAACUUUUCUACAUGUAUUCCCUGAAAUCCUGUGAAAUGUAAACUGCAUGUAAAGAAAAGAAGAAAAACAAACAAAUCCAUUCUAUUAGUCUUCUGCAGGAGGUGGUAUUUUUCACGUUUUCGCUCGUUUCUCUUUUAUGUUUGAAGAUUAGGGAUAAAACUACUUCCUUACAACGGCAUUUAAUUUUUGGGACACUACAUUUAAGGUUGCUGAAUAUUAAAAGAAUCACUUUUGAUAUAAAUGUAAUCUAUUCUUACCUGAUUACUCAGUUUUAUAAAUGGUAUAGACAUUUCAUAAGUGUGGCAUAGCUGAUCCCCCCCCCCCAACCAGAAAGUUUGGAUUCUAACAUUUAAAUUUGAAACAUUUCAUCAUUUUUGGGUUUGUGUUGGUGUUGUUUAGAUUUUCUAAGUGAAACUGAUCUCCCUAAGGGAAACUAUGAAAGUAUUCUCUCUAAAAGAAAAAUUGUUUUAAUUUUCUUUUGAUAAAUCUCUCAUUUGAUCAGAUUUCAAAGCGUUGCUGUGGUUGGUGCUCAUUCUCUUGGUGUUCCCAGAUGUUUUUUUUUUUUUUUUUAGGAGAUUUCUAUCCUUUAUGUCCAUCAGUCGUUGCAUCUCAGCUUAUUUCUUUUAUAUUUUCAGCAGAUCUUUCUCGGAGUCGAUGUCGUGUUGCAUCUCUGUGAGGAUUUAGAUCACCAGCUCGUGCUGUGACGUUAAAUCUUCACAUUUUACUCCAUCUUCAUGCCUUAUCACAGCCGCACUAACAGCUGCAGCAGCUUUUUUUAAAAAAAUAUGAUUUGGCGUUUUCUCCCAGUAUACAGGUACUUGUCGCACGUAAAAGCUGGAUUCUCAUAAGGGAAGAUUUGGCUGAAAAACGGACUGCCUUCGUUUCUUUUUAAAUCACUUGAUUAAAUACGCAGCAGCAUUAUGGAUCGGUUCUGUUAUGACUUUUACCAUGAGUCCUGUUUAUGUUUAACCCAGCUACUAUCUGUGAUUAAAAACAGCACUUUUUAACAAGUGCAGCAUCGUGUUGAAGUUUAUUGUAUAUACAAGAUUUGCAUGUCUGUUUCCUGAGUCUGUUAUGCCAGUGUUAAUAGUUUUUUUCUUUUUCUUUUUUCUUUUUUUUAUAAAGGCCAUCUUACUGUCCUUUGUACAGGCAAACCCAGAACCACUCAUGCUUGUAGACUUACUCUUAAAGUCUUUUUAAAUCUCGAACUUAUUGUAUUUUAUUUUGUAUUUUCUAACUUGUAAGAAAGAUCAUUAUCGGGUGGCUUAACCAGAAAACAAAAAAAUUGUAACACAUUUAAUUGAAACCGAAUAAAUAUUAAAAUGUGUA